UUGAAACUGCGUCGCCAGGAAAUUGUCUGGUUUGUCUCCAUUUUACACCAUCACAUGCAUGUCCUUCGGAAUCUUUAGGUGAUUAGCUGUACAGGGGAUUCACGACGCUUUUAAGAAGACCUAACUAAACGCUACAGCUAAUUUGGAUCAUUCCCUGCGUGGAAACAAGACCUGUAACGAUGGCAGCCCCAGUCACAGAGGCAGAUCAGAUGAAACAGUUUAGGGAAUUCCUGGGAACCUAUAACCGGCUAACAGAGAAUUGCUUCAUGGACUGUGUAAAGGACUUCACAACCAGGGAAGUCAAACAAGAGGAGACAACUUGCUCUGAAAGCUGCCUGCAGAAGUACCUGAAGAUGACACAGCGGAUCUCCAUGCGUUUCCAGGAGUACCACAUCCAGCAGAACGAAGCAUUGGCUGCCAAAGCUGGUUUACUUGGGCAGCCACGGUAGAGGAGGCCAUCUCCUCUUCAUAAACUCCAGAGCCUUAACAUCCGCAUCAGAACAGGCCAAGGUCCCUCUAGCGUCUACAUGGAGGAAAGAUUCUUAUGGAUGCACAGGGUGGCCAAAACAUGCCAGAAGCGGGUCACAACUGUUCUUGCGCCUAACUCUGCUUCGAAGGCUGAAGCUCACUGACUGGAGGGACUUUUGAUUUCGUUGUCUGAAGACGUACUGUGGUUCUCAACCAUUUGUGGCUUGACCGAUGACCAGCUGGUAUCAUGGUCACGUCAAGGCACAUUGUGAAAUACAUUCAUAUUCCAUUCUAUAAAGAUGUGAGCAAUUAAAUGUCAACACCAAGA
Alosa alosa (allis shad) is the source of this 796-nucleotide messenger RNA. RefSeq names its product translocase of inner mitochondrial membrane 9 homolog (gene timm9). The record is from RefSeq and is a predicted model, not a curated record. NCBI's taxonomy places the organism in Eukaryota, Metazoa, Chordata, Actinopteri, Clupeiformes, Clupeidae. The coding region runs from base 180 to 449 and encodes 89 amino acids. The transcript is spliced from 4 exons.